UUGAGUUUUGGCGAGUUAUCACUAUGCUACGUUUCUUAUUGGAGUAUAUCUUUUAUAAAAAAUCAUCAAUUUUCCUCACUGAGAAUAACAGCUCUGAAUAAAAAAUAAGGAGAUAUGGUAUCCUAACUUGUCAGAUGAAAGUUUAUAUUUUAAUUUUAAAGUCAGUUGGUGUAAAUAAAUGCUAAAUUGGACUCAUAAAUUUAAAGGCCCGAUGAAAAGCAAGUAAUGGAGUUUUCUUCUGUUCUUUCUAGAAUUGAAAAUAAUAAAGAUACACGAGCAGAGAAUUGGAGAGAACCCACUGAAGAAUGCCGUCGGACAUGUAAACAAGGUACAAUAGAAAAUUAGUGGGCAUUAGUGUGAGGUUUAUGUAAACGAUAAUACCAAUGCAAUAUUAUAUUCUUAGUGGAACAGGACUUUCGUUGCUGUUCUUCAUAUUCACAGGGUGAGAUUAAGGCCAAUGAGACAAUGUCACUUCUGACAGCAAGACCUUAUACUCUUUUUUCCCGAUACAAACAAAAAGUAGCUUGAAAGUUGCAAGGGCAUCUUCUACCCCAUUGAUUUGGCGUUAGUCAAACAGAAAGACAAUAAAUGGACGUAACUAAUCUAUUGUUUUCUAAAUUGUGAAAGUUUAAGAUGUUCUACUGUGUCAAAAGAUUGAUUUAAUUGUGUUCAUAUGCUAGUGGUUUUCUGAUAGUUCUAAUGAAAACCAUGCAUGUUAUUUUUAAAGUUUCAUUUGAAUCUUAUGUAUGUAUGUGUAUAAAUCUUGAUUAAAUCAACAGAUUGUUUCAAAUUAAAAACAGCUUUUUUGUCUUUUGGUUAAUAAAUAAGCUCUUCGUUUUCAACCAUAUUUUGAAAUAUACAUUGUAUCUUUAAAUAGUAAGUAAGCCGAAUUUUUGCACCAUUUUAACACCAGUGUUACCUUUGCGUGUUGUGUUUAUUUUUAAGAUGUUAUAUAACUAUUAUAGGAUUCAGUCCAGAUUUCUGUACUAAGUGGAAUAAGUGAUGACAAAGAAACGAAAAAGGGCGUAAAGAAAAUUAAAAAAGGACUUGAGAAAGAAGAAAAGAUAAGACAGAAGAAAGUUAAAGAAGAGGAAACGAUUGUGAAAACAGAAUACAAAGCAAUCGAAAAGAGUACUCAAAAAUACUCAAAAGAUGUCAAGUCAAAAUGGAAGAAGGAAGAGAAAAAAAGAAAACAGAUGAAAAAGAUGGGUGAAAAAGCACAAAGGAUGUUAGAAAAAGAAAUGAAGAAGAUCGAAAGAGAGAGAGUAAGGGACGAAAAGAAAAAACAACUCCAAGAUAGUGAUGUUGUUCAGGAAAAACUAAAUGAUUUAGAAACAGUGAAAACAAAUGGAGAGACAGAUAAUGACGAAGACGAAAUGAAGAAAAAGGAUCAAACUAUCGAUGUUGAUUCGGAGACACAAAAUUAUGUCACAAAAAACAAAACAGAGAAAGAGACAAUCAUCUGUGAAAGCACUGAAAAGAAUGAAGAGAAAGAAAAUCCCGAAAAAGAUGCAAAAGCCAUUGAAAUGGACCCCAAAAAUGCCGGAAAGAAAACCACAUUUGCUGCAAGAAUCAGUGGAUUCUUUCGAUCCUUGUCGUGUAUCAAAGGGCAAAAGAAAAGCAAAGAUUAGUGUG
Molecule: messenger RNA, 1635 nt
Organism: Mytilus trossulus (common blue mussel)
Lineage: Eukaryota; Metazoa; Mollusca; Bivalvia; Mytilida; Mytilidae
Exons: 2
Coding region: 1197-1631 (144 amino acids)
Source: RefSeq, a predicted model, not a curated record